Molecule: messenger RNA, 828 nt
Organism: Emiliania huxleyi CCMP1516
Lineage: Eukaryota; Haptophyta; Isochrysidales; Noelaerhabdaceae
Exons: 5
Coding region: 1-828 (275 amino acids)
Source: RefSeq, a predicted model, not a curated record
AUGCUGUGGGCAGCCACAGGCGGGACAACGUACGGCCUGGCGGCGGGCAGAGCCGCAUGCUGGCUAGGCCUGGUACGAGGAGUGUCGGCCGAAGGUACCAACGGAGAGAAACCGCGCCCGCCCUCUUCGGCUGCAUGGGGAUGGGUGGGGGCGGCGGUACUGCUGCUGAUCCUGCUGAGCUGGCUCAUCAAGGCAGGCUCCAACAAGUACGAGAAGGUCGGCUUGCCGGCGCUGACCGGGGUCGAUACCGCCGACGCCGAGGUCCUCGCCGUGGGCGGGCGCGCGACCAGCGUCGCAUCGGGCGGCGCGGACGCGGAGGAGAGGACCGGGCACGGACAUGUCAACCUCGCCGAUGUGGACGGCAUCAUGCUGACCACGGCCGAAGCGGAACGAGCGGCACAUCGGGACCUACGCGCUGCGCACGAGAACUGGAAGGCGCGGGAGGCCACGGAGCGCAGGACACGGGCGGCGCUCGACGAGGCGCGGCGAACGUGGGAGGAUGCGUGCGGCGCGUCGAACCAACUGAAGCUGAUGUGGGAGCGGGCCCUCUUCACUCCGGCCGGGGACGUCACUGGGUACUACGAGCUACACCGCAAGGCGUCGGAGGUUGCAUUCCGCCGCUACCAGGAAGUCGACCGCCUGGGCACCCGGUACGAGCAAUGCGUGCAGAGCCUCUCCGACGCGUGUGCAUACGGGCGACACGCCGCACAACGCCACGCCGAGGCGCUCGAAGCUCUGGACGACCUCGAGACGGGCGGCGGCGCGGGCGGAGGGGCGGAGGAGCCCCUCGGGGCGGGGUGGACGGCCGGCGCGUGGAACCCCGGCUAG